UAAAGAAUCAUUACUUUGAAGCCUACACCAGAGGCGAGAAUCAAAGACAAGUUAUCAGGGAAGUCUACCGAAAUGAGGUGGACUCCAUUGUUAUGUUUGGCGCUUGUUGCACUUAUUGGACUCGUGUUAACCGAAGGCAAACCCUUGGCUCAAGAGAAUGGGACGAAAAGCAGAUUAAAGAGAGCCGAGCCUGAUGAAGAAGAACAAGGGAAACAAGAUGACAGGACAAAAGAAGAUACGCCAGCCGAGUCAAAACAAGACGAUAAAAACGAACAAGAAUCUGAAGACAAAAAGAAACAGGAUUCAGACGAAAAGCAGGAAGAUGAAGGUGAGAAAGAGCAUGAGAAUGACAGCGAAAUUUCCGCCAAGAAAAGAUGGUUUGGUCACCACGGCUUCGGCUGGGGAGGACUGGGGCAUGCAGGUUGGGGUUAUGGAGGAUCGGGAGGGUGGGGUUUUGGCCAUCCUUUAGGGUAUCCAGGAUUUGGAAUAGGUGGUAUAUGGGGUGGUGCAGCGUGGCCUGGUGCUUGGUACCGAUCUAGGGUUCCACAAACGCAAAACGUAGCUAAAAAACAAUGGAUAAGCCACGGGUCUUAUGGUCCGCAUGGAGCCGGCUAUGGAUAUGGCCAUGGUCAUGCAGUAGCCGGAUAUGGUGCCGCAAUGGGACAUAAUCCAUGGGGAGCUGGAGCAGGUUGGCCUGGAUAUUGGUACAAAUCUAGUAUCCCAAAACGACCCUUACAAAAUGCGGCCAAAAGGCAGUUGAUUGGCGGUGCACCUUGGGGAUUUGGUUACCCAGGCUACGCUCACUACGGUCACCCAGGUUUCGGUGCAUGGCCUGGGUAUGGAUUAGGAGUACCGAUUGGCUGUGGUUGCGGGGGCGGGGGUUUUUACAGAUCAGAUGUUGCAAAGACUGAGAAUGCUAAAGCUAAGAAUGAAGUACCAGAAAACUCCAAUAAGAGAUGUUGCGGGUUGGGAUUAUGGGGAGGAUACGGCGGAUGGGGUGGAGAUGGAGGAUGGGGAGGAUAUGGAGGAUGGGGUGGGUAUCAAUUUGGAUUAGGUUACGGUCCAGGCUAUGGGUUUGGAGGAUUAGCUCCAUUAAGCUUAGGUUAUGGGUGUGGUUGGUAUAAAUCUAAGGUCCCCAAAUCUAAAGACAAUAAAGAAACCCCCAAACCUGAGGAUCAUGCCCCUUCCUCCUCAGCUAGCAAGCGCGAUACUGAAGAAGAAGAAAGCGAAAACAAAGACAAAGAAGGCAAAGACAAUAAAGACUGUGGUUGUAAACCAUCAAGUGAUAAAAAUGAAAACUCACAUAAGAAGUGUGGUUGUGGGUGUGGGUUCGGAGGUUGCGGGGCAUACGGACUUGCCCCUCACAGCUAUGGCGCUUUAUCCCCAGUAGUUGGCUAUGGAUUAGGAUAUCCAUAUUCUGGUCUUGGAGGAUUUGGAUUAUACGGUGGAUACGGUGGAUACGGGGGAUACGGGGGAUACGGGGGAUACGGUGGAUACGGGGGAUACGGUGGAUACGGGGGAUGCGGUGGAUGCGGUGGCUUAUAUGGUGGUGGCUUCCCCGGCUAUCUAGGUUAUGGUCAUGGUUGUGGAUGUGGAUAUGAGUGUCCAGGAAUAGAUGUUGUUCAUGUUGUAGAUGAUUGUGGGGGUGGAUGCUGCGGCAAGUCAAAGGUUUCCAAGGCACCAAAGAAGCAAAAGCGAAGUACUGAAGUGAAAGGAAAAGACAAGGGCAAACGUUGUGGAUGCGGAUGCGGUUGUGGAUGUGGAUGUGGUGGGGGAUGUGGUGGUGGGUGUGGAUGUGGAGGAGUAGGAGACUGUGGUGGAUGGGGUCAUGGAGGUGGACAUGGCUGCGGUCAUGGCUGCGAUCAUGGAGACUGGUUUGGAUGGGGUGAUUAUGGACACGGAUGUGGAUGUGGUGAUGGAUGGGGAGAAGGAUGGGGUCAUGGAGAUUUAGGCCAUGGUGGUUGGGGCUAUGGUGGAUGGGGCCAUGGUGAUUGUGGACACGGUGGAUGGGGACAUGGAUAUGGAGAUAUUGGAUGGGGAGGACAUGGGGGAUGGGGAGGACACGGCUGCGGCGGUUGUGGCGAUGGCUGGGGAUUCUACAAGUCCAAAAUAGGCAAGAAUUCAAAAGCACCAGUAGCAGCUCAAGCAAAGACAGAAAGUAAGACGACACGUUCAGCUCCCGAUGCAUCUGGGUCAAAGAAAGAUAACAAACCUAAAGCAGGCAAGCGCUGUGGUGGAGGAUGCGGAGGUUGUGGAGGUUGCGGAGGUUGCGGAGGAUACGGAGGAUGGAACUGGGGUGGAUGUGAUGGAUUUGGCCAUGGUGGAUGGGGACACGGUGGAUGGGGUCAUGGGGGCUGGGGACACGGAUUUGGUGGUCUAGGAUACGGAGGAUACGGAGGAUACGGAGGAUUUGCUCCUCUUGGAUGGGGUGGAUAUGGAUAUGAUGGAUGGGGACAUCCAGGAGGAUGGGGCUGGGGUGGUGGUUGUUGCCGCAAAGGAAAAGUGAGCAAGAACGCAGAACCUUCUAAGGAUAAGGACAGUAAAGCCAACAAAAGAUGUGGUUUCGGAUUUGGUCCAGGAUGUGGCUAUGGACCAGGAUUUGGAUAUGGAUUAGGUGGCCUCGGACCUGGCUUCGGACCUGGAUUCGGCGGUUAUGGCCCAGGGUUUGGAUGGGGACAUGGAUUUCUAGGAUAUCCAGGCUUCCUAGGUGGUUGUGGUGGAUUUUACAAGUCCAAGAUUGAAAAGCAAAAGAGCAAAGACGUCAAAGCAAAUGCCAGAGGGGAGAUUCCUGAGGUGAAUGAAAAUGGGGAAAAGAAACAGACUAUCCAUCUUGGAUAUGGGUAUGCCAGUGGAGAUAACUACAGAUUGGGUUACGGAAUGGGUGGUAUGGGAGGACUUGGUGGAUAUCAUGGCCCAAUGAUGGGAAAUGCUCAUCCAUUUUUCCGAAGCAGUAUCCCAAGAAGUGCAUCCAAAACAGCACAAGGAUCCAAGAGAUGGGGCUUUGGAGGUUGGGGUCAUGGAGGAUGGGGAGGUCAUGGAGGAUGGGGAGGUCAUGGAGGAUGGGGAGGUCAUGGCCAUGGCCAUGGUUUCGCAGCUCCUUACGGACACCCAAUCACCCAUCCAGGCUUUUCAACCAUUGGUUUCCCAGGCCAUGCUCUUGCAACUGCUGAUGUUAAGAAUACCAUUGCCCACAAAAGAGGAAGAUCUAAGCGACAACUCAUUCCAGCACAAUACAUGGCACCAGCUGGAUUACCUGGAUUUGCAGCAGCACCCGUUUCUCCCUAUGUAGGCUUGCACCCACCUAUGUAUGCUGCCCCUUUCAUACAUUCACCAUUGGCUGUUCCCUCCUACCCUGCAGCAGUACCAGCCGCUGUUCCCUUUGCACCACAAGGACUUCAUUAUGGUCUAGCCCUUGGUAGAUCUGGUUUAGCACAACCCCAACAACCUCUUAACCAAGCUUUUGGAAGGAAAAGAUCUGAGAUUCCUAAAAUACACAAAUAAAAGAA
Molecule: messenger RNA, 3506 nt
Organism: Actinia tenebrosa (Australian red waratah sea anemone)
Lineage: Eukaryota; Metazoa; Cnidaria; Anthozoa; Actiniaria; Actiniidae
Source: RefSeq, a predicted model, not a curated record